CAAAAAAGCAAGAGAAUCUGCAUUUGACUUCCUUCCUUCCUAUUCUGGUCCCACUGCAUAUUCACUGGAUGCAUGGAAGCAACAAACCUACUCUGCACGGUAGCAAAGGUGAGUUAGAAAGUAGAUUAUACAUAUGGAUGGAAAAUUAUGGGGCUGAUUCUACCAUUACAAAGAACCACAGGAAGUAUUUUCAACCUUAUUGCCUUCUCCUGCCAAAAGGAUGCAUCUGGCAUGUCCAUCAAUGCUGCCAAAACAGAGAGAUAGAUGAAUAAUACAUACCGCUGCAAAACUAGGAUUAUUCCCUAUUAAAGAUAGCUGACUUUUAGGCCCUGGAUGAAAUAUAGGUAGUCUUCGAUUUAUAACAGUUCAUUUAGUGACCAUUCAAAGUUACAAUGGCACACUGAAAAAAAGGGACUUAUGACCCUUAUAACUGGUCAGAAUUCAUCAGAUUCUGACCAGUUCUGGAGAACUAGUAGCGGAUAUUUUGAGUAGUUCGGAGAACCGGUAAAUACCACCUUUGACUGGCCCUGGCCCCAUCUAUUCUCUGCCUCCUGAGUCCCAGCUGAUCAGGAGGAAAUGGGGAUUUUGCAAUAUCCUUCCCCUGCCACGCCCACCGAGCCUCACCCACCAAGCCAUGCCAUGCCCACCAAACCAUGCCAUGCCAUGCCCACCAAGCCAUGCCCAGAGAACCGGUAGUAAAAUUUUUUGAAUCCCACCACUGGUUAUGACCAUUUUUCACACCUACAACCGCUGCAGCAUUCCCAUGGUCACAUGAUCAAAAUUCAGAUGCUUGGCAAAUGAUUCAUAUUUAUGAUGUAGCAGUGUCCUGGGGUUAUAUGAUCAUCUUUUGGGAACUUUUUAAUAAACAAAGUCAAUGAGGAAGCCAGGUUCAAUUAACAACUGGGUUACUAGCUUAAGAAAUGCAAUGAUUCACUUAACAACUGUGGCAAGAAAUGUUAUAAAAUGGGGCAAACUCAUUUAACAAAUGUUUCACUGAACAACAUACAUUUUGAGCUCAAUUGUGGUCAUAACUCGAGGACUAUCUGUACCUUCUAAGGGUUUUCCUACUUUGUCAGAUUCUUUCUUACUCAGUUUAUUCACUUAUUCUUCCUUUUGGUCCCAGGCUAUGCAGCCGAGGGGCACCAAAGCUGUCUCAUCUCUUCACUUAUAGAGGGCAGGAGAAUAAUAAUGAAAAGAAUCUGUUCUCCCUAGAGGUAUAGUUCUGACAACUCUCUGAGGCCAGUCCUACUUUUAAAGAUUGGUUUUCAUUUUAUUUACUAAGCAUAAUUACAGUGAAAAUAAGACAAUGCUUUCCCUUGUUUAUGUUGCUAAGUGAAACAUUUGUUAAGUAAGUGACAUUCCCAUUCCAAUUAGGCUGUUCCUGUUUCUUUUUAACAACCUCCCCCUUUUCAAUUUCCAAAGAUCAUAACAGGUAGGGCUGAUGAUACUAUGUGGUGUUGCAGUGAUUAGAGUGCAGUACUGCAAGCUACUUCUCCUGUCUGCUGGUUGUCAACAGUUUGGCAGUUCAAGUCCCACCGGUUCAAGCUUGACUCAGCCUUCCCUCCUUCCGAGAAAAAAAGGACUUCACAGUUUCUGUGGGACAAAGAACUUUACUGAGGCAGAACCAAGCCGUCGGGCCUACAGUGGGUCCAUUGCUGCUGACUCCAUCUCAAAUAUUUGCUUUUCCAAGAACAGACGUGAUCUUUUACAGAUGUGGUGCCCUCCACAAUCAUUAGACUAUAUCCAGAAGCUCCAAUCAGUGGGAUCAGUAGGACAUGGACAGUCCUACAAAUCUGUAAAGAAAACUUAAAUGCACAUAAUUCAUAAACAAAAAUGGUGAGAUUUCUUGGGAUUGAAAGUCUGGCUCUCCUCUUUCUUCUGAUGGGCAUUACAGAGGCCCAGCCACCUCCAGCUUGUGGCCGAUUUAUCCCCUCUUCCCGAAUAGCAGGAGGUUCAGAUGCUGAGGUGGGUUCAUGGCCAUGGCUGGCCAGUAUACAGAAUUUUGAGUCACAUCACUGUGGGGGAACUCUCAUUGCCUCGCGCUGGGUUCUAACAGCAGCACAUUGCUUUUCCAGACACCCAGAUCCCUCUCGAUUUGCCAUUCUUUUGGGAUCCUACAAUCUCUCCAAUCCUGGACCAGAGUCAGUACUAAUAAAUGUGAAGCAAAUUAUCAUGCACUCCAACUACACUGAGCUCAUAAAAGGCAAUGAUAUUGCACUUAUAGAACUCGAAAUCCCUGUGAAUUUCACCCAGCGUAUCCACCCUGCAUGUUUACCAGGAUCUUCCAUCGUCUUCCCUCCCAGAUUGGGUUGUUGGGUUGCAGGCUGGGGGGACAUUAAACCAGAAGUCCCACUUCCUGAACCUGAGAUUUUGCAGGAAGUGCUUCUUCCCCUUAUUGACAGGGCUACCUGUGAGGUUCUUUACAGUGACUUUAAAGAACCUGGGAUGGCGACCAUAAUAAAAGAUGACAUGAUAUGCGCAGGCUACAUGGAAGGAGGGAAGGAUGCUUGCCAGGCAGACUCAGGGGGACCAUUGCUUUGUCCAUGGAAUGGAGAUUGGGUUUUGGCUGGUGUAGUGAGCUGGGGAGGUGUCUGUGCUGCCCCUAAACGCCCUGGUGUUUACAUUCGAGUUAGCGCCUACACUAGUUGGAUCUUGAGACAUGCUCCAGAAGUAAAAUCUAAUUUCAUUAAUGCCCUAAACCUAACCACCCCUAGCAAUGGAUGUUCCUUAGUUGCUUUUGCUAAUAUAACUAUGCUUCUUUCAUUAAUCAUCAAUAUUAUAUCUAUUAUUAUAUAUUAACAAAACUUGGUACAGUAUGUCUGAAUUUGUCUAGAUUGCUUGCUGCAGUUUGUGGAAACGGACCUUUGCCAAAUCUGUAUGACUGCUUGAAAUGGAAAAGAAUGAAACUUUGAUUUUGGGUUUUACCGAUUAGAUCGGUAGAUUCUUAUAGAAAUGGCUAAUUUAUAUUAUAAUGAAAAAACAAAAAGUUGUGGUUUGAUGUUAAUGCCUUAUUUUACUGUUUCUUUACUCUCUCUGUUGGAAGUACUGACUUCCAAAAGAGAGAGUUGGAAGUCAGUGCUUCUUUUUCUUUUUCCUAGCUCUUCCUCACUUUUCUUCUCCCUUUCCCCUUCACUGCUUUCCUAUUUACUUUUGUAUUUUGUAUCUUAUUGUGAUCACCUGGGGCACAGAGGCAACACAGUCAGCUGGUAGUUCAAACUUCCCUUUAUUGCUCCAACUUUCCCCCAAACACUCCCAUGUUUACAGCAAGUCCUAGAGCAAAACACUUGCGUGCACACCUCCAGCUGCCUCUGGCUGCAAAGUAGUCCAGCAAAACGCUGUUAGCACAAUGGCUUCAAGAAAAGAAGUCCAGUGAGGCAAGAGAGCAAGGCAUUGAGUUCACGAGGCAAAGUAGCAGAACAAUGAGUCCACAAAGCAAAGGAGCAGAACAAUGAGUCCACAAAGGAAAGAAGCAUGGCAAUGAGUCCACAAAGCAAAGGAACAAAGCAAUGAGAAGGCAAGAAGUUCAAUGAACUCCAGAUGUUUGACAACAGCACACAAAACUCCACGAAUUAUCCCCAAAGUGUCUCCUUAAGUAUCAGUCCCCUUGUGAAGAGGGGUGGGGCGUUCUUCUUCUGAGUCACUUCUGAGCACUGUUCCUCUCCACUCUCCAUGCUCAGGAAUCAGGAGGGGGUAAAUUUAGAUCAACUUCCCAGGAAUGGCAGCCAUAUUGGAGUCCCACAGAGGCCUCACUAAAAUAAUCUGAAAUUUCACAGAAAGCUAAAUCUGUUCCCCAACCUUUCUAGGUUGGCCACCCAGUGGGGGGUGGGGUGGGGAAGAGGAAAUGGUUUUGUGUGACAAGCAGGUGCAUGUGCAUAAUGUCAUUUGUGUGAGUGGUGGGUGUGCCUGCACAAAUGGAACUGCUGGUAGUGGGCCGCAGCCUACAGAUUGAGGACCCUGAUCUAUACUGUUUGACUAGACAUAAUAUGUUAUACUUUGCAUUUGAAAAUACACACAAAAAGACAUUUCUGUGAAAUUCAGUGUGCAAUGAUUUGCUUAUAUAGUAAUUACGAGCAUAUGAAACAGAGGUGUUUCCCUAUUUUUUUAAUAGUCCUUAUAAUACUGGGUUGCCAUAGGAAUGAAGAUAGACUAAAGGAAUGAAGCGAUAAUGAACUAUAAAGACUACAAGAUAAAGAACUCUUCUUUGCUGAAAGUGUUCAGUUGACAAAAUAACUGCUACCGAUAUAUUUGCCUAGCUUCCCCUCACAGAAGAUCAGGGAACACGAAUGUAACUCUGCACUACUCAGUUUUGAAAGGAAUCAAUGCUACUCUGUGCAAGGACAUACAAAAAUUUCAACUUCUUGUGGAUUAUGAUUUGUGUGAAAGUGGCCCAAAGUUUUUCUUUUAAACUUGACUUCCUAUCUCCGCUGGAAACUCUUCAAUGAAGAUUUCUUUUAGGUGAUUUUAAAAUGACAGUUUCUGUCUCUUCUCAAAAACAUUUCAGAAAAUCAGAUGUAUUCUUCCAUUUUUUCAUUGGUGAAGUGAAUAAAAAUAUUGUCUGUUUCUGGACUGGAUGACAUGACAAUUAAAACAAUUAAUUCUUUGUUUAAUUUUAACUUUCAUAUAGUGUUUCAUAAUUGAUAUAUAAUUGAUAUAUUAGUUGUGUUCUUUUGUUUUUUAUUCUUGUUUAUAAUUUUUUUAAGUUUUUAAAUAUUUUUUCAAAAAUGAAAUAAAAUUAAA
This is a messenger RNA of Ahaetulla prasina, 4737 nucleotides long. RefSeq names its product serine protease 27-like. The transcript is spliced from 8 exons. The record is from RefSeq and is a predicted model, not a curated record. Gene Ontology annotation, molecular function: serine-type endopeptidase activity. Gene Ontology annotation, biological process: proteolysis. NCBI's taxonomy places the organism in Eukaryota, Metazoa, Chordata, Lepidosauria, Squamata, Colubridae. The coding region runs from base 1834 to 2799 and encodes 321 amino acids.